This is a messenger RNA of Hylaeus anthracinus, 3560 nucleotides long. It is a transcript of the gene Lgr3, whose product is annotated as relaxin receptor 2-like. The record is from RefSeq and is a predicted model, not a curated record. The coding region runs from base 20 to 2452 and encodes 810 amino acids. NCBI's taxonomy places the organism in Eukaryota, Metazoa, Arthropoda, Insecta, Hymenoptera, Colletidae. Gene Ontology annotation, cellular component: membrane. The transcript has 21 exons. Gene Ontology annotation, biological process: G protein-coupled receptor signaling pathway. Gene Ontology annotation, molecular function: G protein-coupled receptor activity; protein binding.
GGAACCUCAUUCGAGGACGAUGAAGAGCGCGUGUGCGCGACGUCAGAGCUUGCAACGUGCUAGCGGAUGCAACCAGUGUCAUGCAGUCGUUGCACCGAGUGCACGUGGAGAACACUGUCCGUGCGAAGGAAAAGCACGAAAGUCGAGCGAAACCAGACUCGACAGAUCGAUUCGAGGUUAUUGCGGGCAGAUCAAAUAUUUUCGAUUCGAUAUGAGAUACCUGCGAAUCGGCGUCAUUGGAGCGUCUCUGAUCGGCUCUGUAUGCUUGCUCUCAGGGCUCAUGUAUUACUUUAACCAAGACACCUGCCCAGUGGGAACAUUCCUUUGUUACAACACCACCAUUUGUUUACCCCAAAGGAAUUGGUGCAAUCAGGAAGUGGAAUGUCCUUACGGCGACGACGAACAAAACUGCUUUGAUUUUCAUGGAGUAUUGGACUGGUUUGGCAGCGACAGAGAAUCUGUAAGGGAAGCUGUAAGGGAUUUCGUUUGCGACACUACCGAUAUCCCUCCCCGAUGUAAAUACGUGAUGUGUCGUGUAACCUGCCAAGGAUACUUCUCGAUACCUCAAAACUUGUCAUCUCAAACCACAUCCAUAACUCUAUACGACAGUUCGAUUAGACGUGUGCCAAAGGACGCGUUUGCGCAAUACUCAGAAAUACGUUUACUGUAUCUCGAUGGCAGCGAUAUCAGCGAGAUAGAGAUAGGCGCCUUUGCAAAUUUAACAAAAUUAUUUUGGCUAGCGUUAGAUAAUAAUAAGAUCAGUGAACUACUACCUGGACAUUUCACCGAUCUAAUUAACUUGGAUUCCCUGAGGGCAAAUAAGAACAGAAUCAACAUAGCAGACUUUUCAGACUUGGAGGGAAGCAACGCUUUACAUUUCAUAGACUUGAGCGAGAAUCAGCUGACAUCAGUGUCUCUGAAGCUGCCAUACUUGCCAGCACUAGAUGAAAUAUUGCUGAAUCAGAACAAUUUCGAGACCAUACCCGACACGUUGUUCGAGGGAUGCCCAGCGUUAAGAUCACUGAGCAUGCAGAAGAACGUGAUAAGAACGAUCGCGGAAGACACGUUUCGAAACUUGAAGCAGCUCGAGGAACUUAAUUUGGCGUUCAACGAGAUAACGACUGUCCCGCUCAAUGUAUUCCGGCCUUUGAAAAAUCUCACGAGGCUAGAAUUGGGCUACAAUCGUAUUCACAACCUACCAAUGCCAGUACUGAGUCCACUAACAAAACUUCGUUCCCUCGCGAAAUUGGUUACACUGACUCUUUGCAUGCUUAUCGUCGAUGGAAAUUGUAGUGACUUGGAAGACAUCAAUUUGGACACGCUGAAGAUGAACGCGUUCGACAUGUUCCGGCACCUGGACUUUGUAUACUUCAAGAAAUUUCACUAUUGCGCGACUUAUGCGCCCAACGCGCAAAGAUGUCGGCCAGCCAGUGACGGAGUCUCAUCGUUGUCCCACUUACUCGACAAGCCUUUGCUACGUGCAGCAGUGUGGGUGAUAUCGUGUGUUACCUGCAUGGGCAACGUCCUUGUUCUAUGGGGGAGAUUCACGGCCAAGGAUGAGAAUCGUGUACUAACUAUCAUCAUUAGAAACCUGGCUGUCUCCGACACGUUGAUGGGAAUAUAUCUGUUCGUAAUCGCUGUGGCGGACAUGAUAUUCCGCGAUAAUUACAAUCGAGUUGCCAGUUCCUGGAUGUCAUCCUGGGGAUGCACCAUUUUGGGAGUUUUGGCAAUGACAUCGUUGGAGGUUUCAGUGCUGAUCCUGUCUUUCAUGUCGGUGGAACGAUAUAUGCUAAUCGCGGCACCACUGAAAGGUCACCGCACCAUGACACCGCAAACGGCGUCCGCGUCAAUGAUCGUCAUUUGGAUCAUCGGAAUUACCCUCGCUCUCGUGCCAGUCAUUCACUGGCGAAGCAGCACGAGAUUUUACGGCGUGAACGGAAUGUGUUUCCCCUUGCACAUCGACGAUCCGUAUUUAAUUGGAUGGCAGUACUCGGUCUUCAUUUUCUUGGGAUUGAAUCUCUUAGGAUUGAUAACGAUUGGCUACGUUUAUGUGGGGAUGUUUGCGAGCAUCUGGAAAACAAGACACGCCUGUUCUCUGUCCGUCGGCGAUUCUGAAUUCGCCUUGAGGUUUUUCUUCAUUGUCCUGACGGACGCCGCUUGCUGGGCACCGAUCAUCAUCCUCAAAAUUAGAGCCCUGAUGAACUAUCCUAUCCCAGCUGAUGUUCAUGCGUGGGUGGUAGUGUUCAUUCUUCCCGUGAACAGUGCAGUUAACCCAUUGCUGUAUACUUUCACCACUCCAAAAUUUCGAGAAAGGCUGAGCGAGGGGUGGUUUGGAAAGGUGCGUAACCUCGUGACACGAAAAAGCUCCGCUGAAGUUCUGUCUUACAGAUUCUCAACUGUCUACAACGAUGAGCAACAAGAACAUAAUGUUAGCUCUGUCGAGUGGCACUAACUGCAAUAACAAAAUACCUAUGUUCACGAGUAACGCGAAAACUAAAUCUGAAAAGCGCGAUCAUAUUUUCUAAGUUCCACGUCACGUACUAGUUAGUACCUCUUCCUUCAUGUGCUCCCUUUAACAUAACAAAAGUCAGUAUACUUAGAUUUAAUAAUAUCGAGCUAGUCAUUAGUGAGAAAAAGCGUUUAGAAUAAAUUAAAUAUUGAAUGCUUGCUGUAGUAACGCGGCAAAAUAAAUAAGCAUAUUCUUUAAGGAAUAGGUGCCAAAGAAAUAUGUAAAUUUUUAAUAUGAAAGUUUGUAGUUCCUUGGAUCCCUGUAGCUACUUUGUUACCGUUCCUAGUUGAUUCUUAUUCACUGUCCCAAACAGAUGAGAAAUUUCAUUAAUUAUCAAUGGUUGAACACUUUUCUGUUUUGCGAUGUUUGUCAAAGUAAAACGCAUCUGGCAACAGAAUAAUAAUCAUAGCAGCAAUAAUUUCAAUGCGUCGCGUUUAACAGUUUAAUGGAUUUGACGCUACCAGUUAUUGGGUGCAAUUUCGCGCCGUAGCUUUCGCAAAGAUUACUGGCGACUUUACGACGCGUGUUCUCGAUGGAAAAGUUUCCGAGCGGUCCGAAGACACGCCAGUUAUAUACUCCUACGUACAAGUCGUUCUCUAAACCGUACAUAAAUUACUCCUAACGAAGACUAGGAAUGCAUUCGAAAAAUUUAUUGCAUCCAUUCUGAUCUAUCGUGUUCCACGACGCUGCACCGUUAUCAGGGAUCCCUUUAGGUCAGCUUUGCUUGUACGGUUUUAUUAUUAUACGACGAGAAACAACCUAUUCGCGUUUUGACAAUACGCCCUGCUUACUUUCAUACUGGUACAACGUGAAUAAGUUUACCAUUGUAGAUCGCCUAAUUAAGUCGAAGGCUGACGUGUCGACGGGGCUUCGAAUGGAAGAAUUCGUUACAGAUAUCUUCCUAGAUCAUUUUUUGUUCAUUUAGGAUAUUAUGCGACAUUCGUAUUUUCGUAAUAAGGAACUGAUGUGGGACACACGCUAAUUGUAAAAAGUAAUCAAGCUGCUGUAUUUGUACACAUUUAUAUAAAACUGUAUUUAUAUAUGUUUAAAU